Messenger RNA from Anthonomus grandis grandis, 1903 nucleotides. Its product is annotated as nucleolar protein 58. Gene Ontology annotation, molecular function: snoRNA binding. Bases 124 to 1788 code for a protein of 554 amino acids. Lineage: Eukaryota; Metazoa; Arthropoda; Insecta; Coleoptera; Curculionidae. The transcript has 9 exons. The record is from RefSeq and is a predicted model, not a curated record. Gene Ontology annotation, cellular component: small-subunit processome; box C/D methylation guide snoRNP complex.
CUGAAAAAAAAUUACAAAUAAUUCACGUGUGACGGACGCGUGCAUUUAAAAUUGGGUUUCGGCAAAAGAAAAUCGCAAUUUUCUGGGAAAAUUAGUUAAUUUUGGAACCUUAAGCGUUCCAAAAUGUUGGUGCUGUUCGAAACGGCCGCUGGUUACGCCAUUUUUAAGCUUUUGGACGAGAAGAAACUCGAAAAAGUCGAUAGUUUGUACAACAGUUUUAGAAAUGUGGACUCCGCUAGUGAGGUUGUAAAACUAAAACAUUUUGAAAAAUUCACUGAUAUAACUGAAGCCUUAGUGGCAACCACAGCUGCCGUUGAAGGAAAACUCUCAAAGAGCUUAAAGAAACUGAUCAAAAAUCAUGUUGCUAAAGACGUACAAGAGCAGUUACUGGUGGCCGAUGCCAAACUUGGAAGUGCUAUCAAAGAAAAAUUCAGCCUGCAGUGCCUCUCUAAUAACUCGGUGCAGGAGUUGAUGAGGUGCAUCAGAUCACAGCUGGAUAACCUGAUAUCAGGUCCUCAAAAAAAAGAAAUGACUGCCAUGGCAUUAGGUUUGGCUCACUCUUUGUCCAGGUAUAAAUUGAAAUUUUCACCUGACAAAGUGGACACCAUGAUUGUCCAAGCUGUUUCGCUGCUUGACGAUUUAGAUAAGGAACUGAAUAACUACACCAUGAGAUGCAGGGAAUGGUAUGGUUGGCAUUUUCCAGAGUUGGGAAAACUUAUUACCGAUAACAUGGCCUUUGCCAAAACUUUGAAAGUUAUUGGGACCAGAGAACAUGCCAUCACAUCUGAUUUAUCUGAUAUUUUACCUGAAGAUGUUGAAGAAAAGGUUAAAGAGGCGGCGGAAAUUUCAAUGGGCACAGAAAUUUCCGAGGAGGACAUUCUAAACAUACUUAGUCUCUGUGACCAGAUAAUAGAUAUGACUAAUUAUAGGCAACAGUUAUACGACUACUUAAAAAAUCGCAUGAUGGCCAUAGCACCCAAUCUCACCAUUUUAGUGGGUGAUUUGGUUGGGGCCAGACUUAUUUCACAUGCUGGUUCAUUGAUAAAUUUGGCCAAACAUCCUGCCUCAACCGUACAAAUCCUUGGAGCUGAAAAGGCUUUAUUUAGGGCCUUAAAAACUAAAAAAGACACUCCUAAAUAUGGUCUGAUUUAUCACUCACAGUUAGUGGGGCAGUCCAGCACUAAAAAUAAGGGAAAAAUGUCCAGGAUGUUAGCAGCCAAAGCUUCAUUGGCCACGAGGGUUGACGCUUUGGGCGAGGACGUGACUAUUAAUUUGGGUGCAGAACAUAAGGCCAAACUGGAAGCCAGAUUGAGGAUUUUAGAGGAGGGCAAUGUGAGAAGGAUUAGUGGUACUGGUAAAGCAAAGGCCAAAUUCGAAAAGUACCAUGGAAUAAGUGAAAUAAAACAAUACCCAGACGCCGCGGACAGUACCUUACCAUCUACCAGCAAGAGACAAAGGGCAGAAUCUGAAGUAAAACAUGAAGUCAAAGAAGAAAAAGAAGUACCUGAAGAAGUUGAAAUUAAACAAGAAAAAAAGAAAAAGAGGAAAGUUAAAGUGGAAGAAGUAGUAGAAGUGGAGGAAGCCGAAACGGAGACUCCCAAAAAGAAGAAGAAAAAGGUGAAGCAAGAACAAGAGGAGGAAAUGCCUGAAGUAUCAUCAGAAAAAAAGAAAAAGAAGAAAGUGAAACAGGAACUGGAUGAAUCUGCGGUACAGGAACCUGAAGAACCCACAAGCGAGAAAAAGAAGAAGAAGAAAAAGAAGGCCAAGGAUGAAACCGAGAUGGAGUGAUAUGUGCUUUAUUUGGAUAAGUUUAAACAUGAAAUAGUUGUUAAGAUAUUAAAAGUGGAUUUCUUUAUCAGAGUUGUAACUACAAAAUGAAAAUACAUUUUUUUUUGUAUCAAAG